Coregonus clupeaformis (lake whitefish) is the source of this 374-nucleotide messenger RNA. Its product is annotated as vitamin K-dependent protein S-like. NCBI's taxonomy places the organism in Eukaryota, Metazoa, Chordata, Actinopteri, Salmoniformes, Salmonidae. Gene Ontology annotation, cellular component: extracellular region. The transcript is spliced from 2 exons. Bases 23 to 274 code for a protein of 83 amino acids. The record is from RefSeq and is a predicted model, not a curated record. Gene Ontology annotation, molecular function: calcium ion binding.
UGUUCAGAGGAUCGGCUCUACUAUGCGGAGUAAGAAAAUGACGUUGGGAGAAUCCGUGGCUCGUCUCGUCUUUCUCCUGGCGCUCUGCGAUGCUCACCGAUUCUUAACUCAGAACAGGGCCUCCCAGUUUCUGUCUCGCCACCGCAGGGCCAACUCUAUGUUAGAGGAGAGUAAGAAAGGUAACCUGGAGAGAGAAUGUAUCGAGGAGCUGUGCAACAAGGAGGAGGCACGGGAGAUCUUCGAGAACCACCCAGAGACGGUGAGUGGCUCCUGAGGGCCCCUGGCACACUGGUUACAAGAUGACCAUGUCAGGAGGGACCUGGGGAGAGGGUAGUCACUAGAUGGCCAUGUCAGGAGGGACCUGGGGAGAGGGU